This is a messenger RNA of Owenia fusiformis, 372 nucleotides long. Lineage: Eukaryota; Metazoa; Annelida; Polychaeta; Sabellida; Oweniidae. The record is from the annotation of a GenBank genome assembly.
AUGCCCCAGUCCAGCCUAUGCUCCCAAGUUCAAGUCCAAAGUCCCAUAGUUCAAAGCUCCAAGUUAACCCUAAUGCUCCUAGUCAACCAAUCCCCCAGCCAGUUAUUAGGAGAUCUAGCAGAAUAUCAAAGCCACCUGAUAGGUUCAUUGAAAAGUUCUGAAACUGCAUGUAUUUUAAAAGUCAAUAAACUUUAUGAUAGACUAUGUAUACUCCCCCCCCCCCAUUAUAAGAGAAAAUCUCUGGACAUAGAAGUGCAUACUCAACCAGCAGGAGCUACUAGAGUAUACAUACAUGUAGUAUAUUUUAUUGUGUUAACUUUGCUUUGUAGCAUUCAAGGUCUAAUGAGACUUGAGUAUAGACACUUUAUCUAG